Molecule: messenger RNA, 4861 nt
Organism: Neopelma chrysocephalum (saffron-crested tyrant-manakin)
Lineage: Eukaryota; Metazoa; Chordata; Aves; Passeriformes; Pipridae
Product: receptor-type tyrosine-protein phosphatase alpha-like
Exons: 28
Coding region: 110-3922 (1270 amino acids)
Biological process (GO): protein dephosphorylation
Molecular function (GO): protein binding; protein tyrosine phosphatase activity
Source: RefSeq, a predicted model, not a curated record
GCCCCAGUGGGUCUCAAAGCUCCACAUUACCCCAAAACAGAAUUUUUACCGGCUGAAGGAGGAGGUGACACUGAGCUGCUUUAAGAAAGACCCUCCUCCCCUUGCUGUGAUGAGAUGUGCAAAUGGGACUUCUCCAGGUUGGAAGCGUGCUUGGGAGGUGAAGGACAUUCAGGGAACAUGGCACAAGUUGACCGAGAAACUGACCUGCAGCACAGAAAAUUGCACAAAACCUGAGUGGGAUGAACAACUCGAGUUUCCAGAAAACAACAGUGAAUUCCCACAGAAUGAUCAUCUGCAACUGACCUGCCCUAAAGAUCUCAAGCCAUCCUUCUCCGAGGUCAAAUGUGCAAAGGAACUUCAGGAAGUGAAUUCUGGAAAACCAUCCUAUAGACAGGCCUGGUGGGGCAGGAGCAGCACAAGUGCCUGGAUGCGCAUUGAGGGGGGCGUACGGUGCCUUGGAAGGUGCCAAAGACCCCAGAAGGACUCCAGACUGCAGCUGACACCAGACCAGCAGAAUUACAUGGAGGAUGAGGAAGUGCUGCUGAGCUGUCCAGAGGGUUUGCAGCCAUUUUUCACCAAAAUCAAAUGCUGGAGUGAAGUCGAGUUCCCCUUUCAGAGGAAACCUGUGUCUUGGUGGGGAAAUAACACCAGAGGUGUCUGGACACACAUUCCCCCCUAUGUGAUGUGCAUUGAAACGUGCCAAAGGCCCCCUUGGGGCUUCAUAUUCCAGCUGGCACCAGACCGGGAGAGCUACAGGAAGAACGAAGAAGUGAUGCUGAGCUGCCCUGAAGGUUUCCAGCCAUCCUUCACCCAUGUCAAAUGUUCCAGUGAAGUCCAGUCCCUCAUUGAUGGGAAACCUGUCUACAGAGAGGUUUGGCUUGGAAGAGACACCAGAGGUGUCUGGAUCCACAUUCGCUCCAGCGUGGAGUGCCUCGAAGUGCUUCAGGUUGUCCCCGGCACCUUUGAGAUCUCCAGCACCAGCAUCAAACUGAACUGGACCUGCAGGUUCCCUGGUGCCUGCCAGGGCAUGCGGGCCAUGUGCCGCCUGGCAGGGCCUUCCUCCCCUCCCUGUGAGGCUGAGGAGGUGGAGGGAGAGGAGAUGUUACAUGGCCAGGAGGGAACAUUCUCCUGCUCCCAGUUGCAGCCCUUCACUGACUACAAUGUCACAAUUGUCUUACCCUCCAGCACAAUCAUAUACAGAGAAUGCAAAACGACAAAAGAAUCAGUGCCAGACAAACCAGAGAAGCUGUGGUUGGAUACCAGCAGAGGGUCCCUGAGGUGGAAGGAGCUGCCGUCCUGCAAAGGGGAGAUCAUUGGAUACCAGCUGAACAUCACGAGCACACGGGAUGGAGGCUUCCUGCAGAUGGAGCGGCUGCAGGUGAACGGCUCCGUCACCGAGCACCGGCUGCCGCAGCACGGCCCUGGCAGCAGCUACGUGGUGUCCAUUCAGGGACUGACGGCUGCCGGGGCCGGGGCUGCGUCGCUCUGGGAGUUUCAGAGCACAGACAACCAGCACCCUCUGGGCAUCAGCUGCCGCAGCGUCCGUGACAUCUCCCCAUCCCAAGGGACGGCCGUGCUUCCCCUGCAACCCAUCACCUCGGAGGGGGCCAGGGAGCACCAGCUGGUCGUGGCCACCACACACAACAGCUCAGGGAUUGAAAGCGCCUGCUUGGGGCAGCCACAGCCCUUCAGUGCCAGCCAGCAGCCCUUCAACACCACCCAGCAGCCCUUCAACACCAGCCAGCAGCCCAGAACCUACGUGGCCGCUGUGCUCAACCUCACCGCCCCCAUGGACUUCGUUUUGGGCAACGGCACCUGGGGGCAGGGCUACCACAACGCUGCCCUGCGCCCCGGCUGGGACUACACGGCCCUUCUGCGCCUCAUCCGCCGCUCACCACAGUCAGAGAAGUUCACCUGUGUCUGCUACAGCUUCUCUGUUGGGCAGGAGCCGGUGUCUCUGCUGGACAGGAUGCCCUUGGUUCUGACAGUAGUGCUGGUUACUGCACUCCUGGCACUGGGAAUCUUACUGUUCUUCAUCCUCUUCAGGCUAAAGUACAACAGUUCAAAAACCUCAGAGAACAACAGCACUAUCCCGCUGAGAAGAUGUCGAGGAGGUGCCUGCAAGCUGAACACACAGAUCCCAGUGGAGGAACUGCUGGAGGCUCUGAAGAGGUUUAAGAGGGAAGAAAUAGAGGCAGAGCAGACAGAUGAUGAAUCAGUUGACAGGCGUGGUGUCGGGCAUCUUAGAGAAUAUCAGCAACUGUCCUCCGCUUUGUUGCACCCCUGCAAUGCUGGGAAGGAGCUAUGUAAUCAGAGCAAGAACCGCUACAAGAGCAUCAUCCCAUAUGAUCACUGCCGUGUGGUACUGCAGCCCUCUGGUACAGGGAAUGACUACAUCAAUGCCAGCUAUGUGGAUAGCUACGGAACUCCACACUUCUUCAUUGCAGCUCAAGGCCCCUUGGCUGAGACAGUGGUGGAUUUCUGGCAGAUGGUCUGGCAGGAGAAGACCUCGGUCAUUGUGAUGCUGACGGGCUUAGUGGAGCAAAACAAGAUCAAGUGUGAGAAGUACUGGCCAGAGCAGGAGGAGGUCCACGGGGACUUUACUGUGACACUCAACAACACCAGGGCCACCACAGGCCUUGUCACACGCACAUUCAGCCUGCAGAAGGCAGGCUGUGCUCUCCCAAGAGUGGUGGAGCAGUUUCACUACCUGCUGUGGCCAGACCACGGAGUCCCCAGAAACACCUCCCAGCUCCUGUGCUUAGUGGCAGUGGUGAACAAGAGGGUGCUGGAAGCACCUGCUGGACCCGUGUUGGUGCACUGCAGUGCAGGGAUCGGGCGCACAGGUACCUUCAUCGCCCUGGACUUCCUUUUGAAGAUGGGGAAGGCUGAGGGGAAGGUGGAUGUGUUUCGCUGCGUGCAGCAGCUGCGGGAGCAGCGAGUCAGCAUGGUGCAGACCAAGGAGCAGUACACCUUCCUGUACGAAGCGCUGCUCGAAGGGUUGCUCUGCGGCAACACUGGGGUCCCUGUGGAGAGCAUCGCCACCCUUGUCCACUCCCUUCGAGAAGCUCAGACUUCAAGGCCGAACAGUGUCCUUGACAAGGAGUUCAAGGCCUUGCAGAAGUUUUCUGAGUUGUUCCAGCUCCUGCCAUGCAGAGAAGCAGAGAAACCCAGCAACCAGCCCAAGAACCGCAAGCCAGGGAUCCUGCCAGCGGAUUCCUGCCGGCCCAUCCUGAUGUCUUCGCUGAACGCAGACGGCUCCCCAGGUUACAUCAACGCCGUGUUUGCCAGUACAUACACCGAGGAGGAUAGAAUCAUCAUCACCCAGCUGCCUUUCCCCACCACGCUGGUGGAUUUCUGGGCUCUGGUCUGGGAUUACACCUGCACAUCAGUGGUUGUGCUGAAUCAACUCCAGGAGCUGGACAAGACAUACGUGGAGUUCUGGCCCACCCAGGGCGAAGAUGACUAUGGCCGUUUCCAUGUCCAGCUAAUCUCAGAGGAGCCUGGAGCUGGCUUCACAGCCUGGACACUUGCCCUCACCAACAGGCAGCAGCCCAAGAAGUCAGCACUGGAAGUCCAGUUAUGGCAACUGAAGGACUGGCCCAUGCAGGAGCGUCUUCCCCUGCACCCUGCCACCAUCAUCAGCUUGCUGGGGAAGGUGGAAACACACCAUCGGCAGAGCCAAGGUGGACAUAUCCUUGUCACCUGCUGGGAUGGAGCCAGCCGGAGCGGGAUCUUCUGUGCUGCUAGUUUCCUGUGUGAGCAGAUCCAAAGCGAGGGGAUGGUGGAUGUAUCACAGGCCGUGAGGACACUGAAGAGGCGGCGGAGACAGCUCAUCAAAGAUGUGGAGCAGUAUGGGCUCUGCUAUGAACUAGCCCUCAGUUACUUGAAUUCAUUUGAAACCUAUGGGAAUUUCAAGUAGAGGCGUGACCACAGUCCAUCUCUGGACAGGACUUUGACUCUCUUGGCAGACCUUCAUCAGCAACAAUGAAAACAAGAGGAAACAAAAGGGAUGUGCACAGCCCCAAGAUGAUUUACUACCCUGAAAAGCCACAGCAAGGGUCCUCUGUGGCUGGAGAGCACAGGCUGGACUGUCUCCAAAAUGUGGUCAGGCUUUGAAGUAGGAAGCUGACCCUUUGCCCAGCAUUUGUGCAGUAUCUUAUCUGGAAUCACAGCCUGAGUAUGCACGCCAGAGCACAGGCACCAGGACUUGACAUACUCUUCCUUGCUAGGGAUGAAGAGAACAGGUGUCCCAUCCAGGCUCCCUUGUCCCUUCAGGCAGCCCCAGGGGAGGUGGGGUAGUACCAACACCUGUGUUUUGUCAGGGAAGCACCAAACUACUGUAAGAUCUGUGGUGCUCAGGAGCACAAGCUAUCUGUCCUACUUUGGGAGAAGCAUGAAGUCCAAGGCCAACAAGAGCCAAGGGUGGGGCAAGCCAUGGUCCUGUAGGGCUAAACUGGUCCUUCCAACCCACACAAUCUCUUUCUGGAAAUCCAUUUUCCAGGUACUGAUCCAAGUGCCACAGCCCUGCCAGCUCCAGAGAGGCUCCUUCAUCAGCCUAUCAGACUCCACUAUGACAAUCCCAGGUUAUAGUGGCUUAACUUGGAUAUCCUGGAUGUGAUUCCAGCAGGGGCUGCUGCUGCAUCAUGGAGACUGGUUCUGCCUUUGCUGUGUAAGGGCAAGAGACCUCAGAGCCAGGACUGACCCUAGGUCCUGACUGGCUGUGGCUCUCUGUCCUGUGUCUCACCAGUAAAGACCCUGUAACAGCCACGGUGGUGGUAACCUCUGGUCUUCACUUUUCUUCCAGGUUUGACCCAGCACAGGGCCCUCAAAGAAACUGAGACCAUACAGGUCCCUCAGC